Molecule: messenger RNA, 5738 nt
Organism: Porites lobata
Lineage: Eukaryota; Metazoa; Cnidaria; Anthozoa; Scleractinia; Poritidae
Source: the annotation of a GenBank genome assembly
GGACCGAAGCUUCCAAUAUUAAUUUUGAAGCAUCUAACAGGAAGAGGUAAGUACCCAGUCGAACUUCAAUUCAAUUAGGCCGUAGCCCUUGGGAAAAGUAUGGGUCGGUUAUUUAAACGAAGUCUAACUUAGAAGGCCAUUUUUUGAAUCUUUGAAUCUUCAGAUAUCUUCCUGAGUGGGUUAUUUUAAGAAGGCAAAUGCUGAUCUAGUCUUCUUCGUUAUAUCUUCCUACAAAUGAUACAUUUCGCAUUUUUAGUUAGCUCGAGUCUUUUACAUUUUAAAAAUCGAAGAGUGAUGCGGCGAAGGUUUUUCAGUAUUGCCAAAAACUUUAAAAAAUCAUUGUUAUCCUGACUCGAAUUUAAAAUAAAAAGUUAAAUUAAAUAAAUAAUUUCUGCUUGGAGAAAAAGAGAUUAAAAAAACAACAACAUCAACAGCAAACUAUAACUUGUGGAAUGUGUGUCAAUUGUGCCACAUAAAAAUGAAUAAAUAUUUUCAUCCAAUCAAGGGGUUCAAGUCCUGAGUCAAAGAUGUGUUCGGACUGCAUAUGAAUGAUUGGUAGUAUCUCGCGCUAGGAGACCUUGAACAAAAUGAAUUUUUCUCCAAAAGUAAAUAUUGAGGUUUCCUUGUGCCUUAGCGUUUAGAUAUGGUCACGUGACAUGUCACGUGACCAAAAAUUGAAAAUAAAGGAAAUUGGCGAAUUGGUGGCGAAUUUACUUUGUUUGGAUAAACAAAUUGGCAUUUCUGAAAGACGAUAAACAUACAAAACUUUUUACGUUUGGAAUGAAUGUACUCGAAGUUUAAAAUUAAAGUUUUAAAUAAUUCAAGAUUAAAGUUGGGCAUUUAAAAUGUUUUCACUCAUAAUUUUUUAUUGAAGUGCAAUGGACGGUCAUUUCGAACGUGAAGUGUUAGAAAUAUUUAAUAUGAAUUAGAAAAAUGUUAUUGCUAGAUUUCUUUUCUUAAACUGGUCGCCAAUUGGUCAAUAAUUUAAGAUUUUUAGCAAAAUGGUUACGUGACAUAACAUAUGACUUAUUAACACAAUAUUAAAAGUGAAGGACGAUGAGUUCUUUAUUUCUGACAAAUUUUGAUUCAGCGCCAUUAUCUAUGCCAAAGUUAUAGCCAAUCCCGGCAUGAGAAUCAUUUUAUCAAUAAAAUCAGCACCGAUCAGCGGAAGAUGUUCACAAUUAGUAAAAAGCUGUUGAACAUGCAAGAAGAAGUUAAUGAUAAUUUGUUCCUUAAACUUUCAAUUAUAAGGAAAACUAUUAACGACGGAAGAAUAAAUUUGUUUGUCUUGUUUCUUUCAGUUUUGUCUUUAAACCAUGAAGUACUCUUCGUUCGCCCUGUUGGUACUUGUAAUUUCUUUGACUCAUGCAAAAUUAACUGGUAGGUACAUAAUUGAAAUUUCCCCAGGGACAUUUUCAUGUGAAAGGGGAGUAGGUGCCCCUAUAAAUGUGGGCGUGGACCAAGCUUUUCUUACCCCUCUAAGAUACCAUUCUUAUACAGACAGUUAAACAGGAGCUAUGAUGAAUUUCAUACGAUAAAAACUGUUCACUUCUACUUCUCCAUUUCUUCAAGCACAAUCUUACGCGAUACCUAUCGACGGAAUGAUUUUGUCUUUUCAUCCUAAACACCCCAAGAGAUAUACCAACUUUACACACCGAAACGAGAACUGAGCCUGCCCGCUCCUCCCGGGGGAGUUACCCAACAAAGUUUUCGUCGGGAGGCUCCGCCCCGCGGUCCAACCCCUUACCCUUUUAUAUACCAUUUUUGACAGAAAGGAACCCCUUUCGUAUGCUUUCCAUUGACAAAUGGUACCCAGUUUACUUAAAAGAAAACUGAAUGCAAGGCUGGCACUACGGCCAAGGGCUGAUUUAUUAUAGGCCAAUAUUUCGGCCAACAAAAUUAGCCUUCCUCAGGGCCAAUGGAAAUCCCACGGAAAGGAUAUCAGACUUUGUUAGUUGCCAUCUUAAUCCCUUGUUCAUGCGUUUGUUACUUCUAAACUAGACUAUUGUAACUCUUUAUUGUAUGGCCUCCCUAAGCAUAUGAUAGGUAGUUUGCAGUCUGUGCAAAACACGGCUGCUCGUAUCGUUACUUUAACCAAGAAAUUUGAUCAUAUCACCCCUGUAUUGAUUCAACUGCAUUGGUUACCUGUUCACUUUCGGAUUCUUUUUAAUUGUAAGUUUUUAUUGUAAGUUUAUAAGGCGCUAAAUGGUAUGGCACCAUUAUAUAUCACGGAAUUACUUAGUUAUCGUACAUGUUCACGUACGCUACGCUCUACUGAUAAAAAACUUCUGGCAGUUCCGAAGUCCAGACUUAAAACAUACGGAGACAGGGCCUUUUCCGUUGCUGCACCUAAACUCUGGAAUGAGCUGCCAUUAGAUCUUAGAAGUUUAGUUACAAUUAAUUUAUUCAAGAAACACUUAAAGACUGAUCUUUUUAAAAAAGCAUAUAAUGUUUAACUUUUUGAUAAUUUAGAAUAGGAUUUAUUGUGAUAUUUUUAUAAAUAAGACUGCUAAUAGGUUUUUAAUUUAUUCAUAUUUUAUUACCAGUGGGAUCUUUUUAAUUAUUUUAAUAUUAUGAAUUGUAAAGCGCUUUGGUAAAUUAGUGGAGUUAGCGCUAUAUAAAUUAUGUUAUGUUAUGUUAUCUGGUACAGCUGCUACCUUCUACGUUAAAAACACUACCCAUCUUCUCAGCAUACUUGAUGAAAUCAACGUCCUCCCCACCAAUGGUAUAUUUAUCACCCUAGUACCAGCCCUUCUUCAGUUUUGUUUUAUUUUACACUUUAAGUAACGUCUGGCAACAGCAUCUCUUUACUAGUUAGAGAUUCGGCAAGAGGAACCAGUGAGUUAUAUUCACCCUUUGCUUGAACCUCUGUAUUCAAACAGUUUUUCCCAUUUUACCUACAUAGCCAGUUUAAAACUUUGCACCUCUUUAACUGAAUAAAUAUGAAAAAAUCACAAAACCAAAAACCCUUUCGGGCAGAGACUUCCCGUAUAGGCCAUUAUAGGGAGUACCCUUUCGACCCUUCCCCUCACCCCCACCCCAAGAAAUUAUAUAUGAGCUUUGAAUGAAUUACUAUGGGCAUAUGGGCUCUUGGUAAGGCUACUAGCAAAACAACUUUUUUUUUUUUUUUUUUUUUAAUUUUUUAUUAUGUAUUAGUAACAGUUUGCGAUAGCAUUAGUUAAUAUGGUACUAUAUUCUUCUAACUUCAGAGUACGAUAUUAAAACCGGUACUUCAGAUGAUGUUGGAGCUGACAGUAACGCCAAUAUUUGGAUCAAAAUAUAUGGGCUGAAGGGCAUAACCCCGAAAUUACUCUUGGAUAACCCUGGGAAAGAUGACUUUCAACAAGGAGCGUAAGUCCCGCACGUUAUUGUUGUCUACAACUCGCAAUGAUUACAUGUUCACGAGAAGGAAACUCGAAUGAGUAAACUUUCGAAAAGACUUCAAGGGCUGUUACCGGGCACAAGGAUAGCUGACCGGCGCGUGCCCGGUUGAACAAUCACAGAUAGAAUUGCGAAACACAUUUCGAGUCCGGUUCCGUUCAAGAAGAUUUGAUAGAAACUUAUUCGGAAAUUUCUGCGGUCUCCACCCCCUAACCCAUUGGGGGGGGGGGGCGAAUAGAGAAGGGGGGGGAGGGGACAGAGGACGGCCGACAUUUCAGACACAACAAGACGCUAUGGAGCGUACACUUCGGCGUCGUGGUUGUGCACAGGCACGUAACACUCAACAAAGACAAAACGUCUUUGUGCAGCAUUUUGUAACUUUCAAUUCAUCAUAAAGCAGUUCGAAAGGAGCGCUCACUCGUGAAAUGUUUUUCAACACUCCAAGAGAAAUUUCGUGUCUCUGUGCGGCCAUGUAAUAUCCUCUAUUUAUUCCUCGAGUAAAUUAAAGACUAAACUAGAAGUGAUCUCAAGAUAUCACGAAGUAGUCCGGCCUCAUUUCGUGAAAUAACUGAAACAAGCCGAAAAGUCACGAACUUGCGCGCUCAAUCUUGUCCCUAAACUAGUGCAUAAUUUCAUAGCUAUUUUUCAUAUGUCGAACUACCUUGGGUCGCAGUAGCGCAAUCGGCUAAUCCUUCAAGUUAGACUCCCAGGUGAGUGGGUCAGUGAUCUCGAGAUAUUCCGAACGAAUUCGGCUCUCACUUUGUCAAAUAGGCGAAUAAAACCGAAAACCUACAGACGCUGCGUGCCCAAUCUUGUCCCAAAAAUGUCAACUUUGAUACAUUAAUAUUCCUGAGGGUCGCGAAUCCUUUACUUGCCGCUCCGCCGAAGUAAAAACAGGCUAAUAAUAACGAUAUCUUGGUUUAAAUCGGCAAAUUUGUAAGUUUCAAUUCUUUUCAAAUUUCCCUGCAGUGUAGACGAUUUUAAAGUCUGUGCCGACGAUGUUGGAGCAAUGACCGGAUUUGAAGUUAUGCGUGAUGACACGGUAUCCAAUGGCGUGUCUGCUACGUGGGGCUUUGAUUCCGUAAGUGAUUACAGUCAAACCAUGGUCAGCCUUGGGAAAUGGCAUACAGAUUGAUAUGUUUAAUGCAGGUUACAAAUUAAGCCGAGUGGCUCUGGGGACGAGAAUGCGCGUAUCUCAGAUAACAACAAAACAAAGGCGAACGCUUACGAUCGUACCUGCGAAAAAUGAUUCUGGAUAUUUUUUUUCUAUAGUAUAAAAUGAUACUGUGUUUUCUCGCUGACGCUCACCUGCAAUGAAGCACAGUUGAAAAGUUUAGCUUCUUAAGUUGGAUAGUUACAUGUCAGUAUUCACUUAUAUUCUGCUUUGUUCCAGAUUGGUGUGAAGCCUUCGUUUGACGAAUAUUAUUUGACGUUUUAUUAUAACUUUUUUUUACCGGCUUAUACGUGGAUCGAGUUCCCCAGUAAGUAAUUAAAUGUCAAAAAUAAUUGUUCAGCCAAAAGUUCGAAAAAAGCUACCAGUAUCCAACUCAAAAUUAUUGUUCAAUAAUAAAUUUCUAUGAUUUGUCAAAAGUCAAACUGAGCAGACCUCUUCGAGAUGCCAAAAAUAGAGAGAAAAAUUCAAGAUUAUUUUUUUCCAAAAAGUUUUAGUCUCCUACAAAGCCGUUUUUGACGAGACAAAACGGCUGCAAAGUAGGCUAAAAACGUUAUCAUGACGAUAAAAUAUGUUUUUUUCCCCUGCAGCAUGUCGCACCUACAAAGAUUUUUUUUCCAUAUGAAGUAUUUUAAUUGGCGGCCAAGAAAACCGCCUUAAAUUCCUAUUAAAGUGGACUGUUUGCAGUCUUCCAUUUCUCUGUAACAUCGUUAACAAAGAGGCUUAAUGCAACUGGCAGGCAUCUUUGUUCCAAAUGAGAGUGUAACUUUGGGAAGAGGAUCAAAUCUACCUAAGGGUGCGGCCGGGAGAAGCGGUUUGCGAGCUGGCAAGAAAAAUAAUUUUUUGUACGCAGUUCCUUAAGCGGUGAAGAAUUCAAUGAAAGAAGACGAAGAGAAUGGAAAAAACUCAAUGGCAACUCCUUUAUCUGAAUUAAAAUUAUUAUAGUUCUUUUUGCCUACCUGUCUUGGCAAGAUAUCUUUUAAUAAGUGGUCACAUAACGCUUAAGCUUCGCCUAGUUUGGUCUUCUUUGUGGGUUUUAAAUUUCUUAUUUUCACAUGCUUUAGUCGUUGUUACCCAAGCAAAUACUGUCCAGGUAAACUUAUUACAGAAUAAUUUCAUCUCAGGGGCAACGUGCUUGGGAACAAAUGAGGCUUGCUAUAAAGAAGCGGCUGCCUGCCCAGCGGGU